AUGAAUGACAAGAGAAAACAAGCAAAAAAAGAAAAAGAUGAAGAAGAAAAGCCAAAAGAGGAGCAGGAAAAGACUCAUGUAAGCAGAGAGCCUUCUCACCUUUUCUUUUUGGCAAAUACAGCUUUAGGGCCACCAUACCACAUUUUAUUAGACACAAACUUCAUCAAUUUUUCUAUCCAAAACAAGCUUGAUGUGUUUAAAUCGUCAAUGGACUGCUUGCUGGGCAAGGUAAUUCCUUGCAUUUCUGAAUGUGUUAUUGCUGAAUUAUCUCUAUUUUUAUUAAAUACCGGCUUUUUCUAUUAUAAAAAUAAUAUUUAUUUAGGAUAAAAAUAGAAAAACUUGGGAAAAAAUAUCGUUUGGCACUCAGAAUUGCCAAGGAUCCACGGUUCAGAGUUUUAAGAUGCACACAUAAAGGAACAUAUGCAGAUGACUGCCUUGUAGAUAGAGUUACGCAGCAUAGGUGCUUUAUCGUAGCGACCUGUGAUAAAGACUUAAAAAGAAUAAAUUAGUUAAGCAGAGCGGGCCUUUGGGUUUAUUGCUGCCCCUCACCAACCCCUGACUUCAGGAUCCUCCCCUGGCAUCUCUUCAGAACUUGCGAUCUUUUUGGGGUGAUGCACCUAGGUACUUCCUUGGACACUAAGGUCGGUGUCAUCUCUAUCUGGAAAUGGGAUGGUAGGCGGAUAUCCUCAGAUCCUCCUUCUUGUCCCCAUUACCUUUGCACCAGUCCAUUUCUUACACCUUCCCCAUCAGGUUUGGCUUCAGGCCCGCAGCAAGGCCCCAAAUUUAAACAGUUCAGAGAGAAUGACGGAUCGGUAUGCUUGCCAUUUUAUUUGCCACUUAAAAAGAAGAAUCAGAAAAAUCCCUGGAGUCCCUAUUAUGUAUAUUUCCUCUCACAAAUAUACAAUAGAAAGAAUGCCUGACGCCCUUGGAGGAAUUAAAUAA
Messenger RNA from Blepharisma stoltei, 942 nucleotides. Lineage: Eukaryota; Ciliophora; Heterotrichea; Heterotrichida; Blepharismidae. The record is from the annotation of a GenBank genome assembly.